AUGGAUCUUAAAGAGUGGGAACUUCUCCCUGAUGAUGGAUUUCUCGAAAUCCAUGAUGACGGAGGAAAGAAAAUCUACUCUCGGAAGUAUAGUAGUGUUCUAACUAGUGUUCUUGAGACGAAUUACUUCGUCUGUCCACCUAAAUCUAGUCCACAAUUCGUCGAAACAACAACCAAUCAACUUUUACCAGUUCCAAUUCACUUAGAUCCCAUCAUUAUCAAGCCGUGUGAUCAGGAGAUACCUAAGCAAGUCCCCGCUGAGAUUAAGAUCAUGCCAUCAGUUUCACCGGAGAAGAUCAAACCUUUUAAUACCAGAUCGGCUUCUGAAGCUGAUGAAGACCCGGUUUCCCAAGUUUUCUUCAAGAAAAUGAAGGAGCCUGAAUUUGUCGACAUAAAAGUGGAGUCACCCAAGUCUAGUAGAAGUGGAAUCAUGCCUCAGAUUGAUGGUACAGGCUUUUUUCCGUUUGAAGAAAAUGGAGAGGCUUAUAAAGUGGACGCUUUGGACAGCAAGAGUUGUGCAUCGAAAGUAAAAGGUGAUUCAGCGAUGGAUAUGGAGGAAAAUAAUUGGGGAUUAAAUAUAUGGAAAUGGAGUUUAACUGGAAUUGGUGCUAUUUGCUCCUUUGGAGUUGCGGCCGCCACUGUCUCCAUCAUCAUCUUUGGGAGUCACCAAAAGAGUAAACAGCAGAAUCAGAAGCUUCAGUUUCAAAUCUGUACAAGUGACAAGAGGAUCAAGCAAGUCGUUCACCACGCAAGUAAGCUAAACGAAGCAAUAUCAGCUGUUAGAGGAGUUCCCCUGACUAGUGCACAUGCUACCUUUGGUGGAUACCAUGAGGCUCAUUGA
Fraxinus pennsylvanica is the source of this 840-nucleotide messenger RNA. The record is from the annotation of a GenBank genome assembly. NCBI's taxonomy places the organism in Eukaryota, Viridiplantae, Streptophyta, Magnoliopsida, Lamiales, Oleaceae.